UGGUGAAGCCAGAGGAGGAGGGAGGCAGUAAUCCGUGCACAGAGCGACCCAUCUGAGCCGCCAGCAGAGCUGCUUGCGGCGGGCGUGGAGAGACCAUGGAGCUGCCGGGGUUUACUCUCAGUUCAGAUCGCUAAAAGGAUACAGACUAAUACACCGCAUGCGAGUGGGGACGUGCAGGAAGACCAGUGAAGAGAGCUGACUCGUUUUCACUUUAAUUGUCGCGGUUGUCCUUCUCCCCGGAGCGUUACGCGUCGUACCGGAGUGCUCCACCUUCUGAUGCCGGGAGCGCAGAGCCGGGUCAGGGGCUGAUCCGAGUCCUCGCCUCGGAUCGUUUUACAGUCUCUGUGACGCAUAUUAGCUUAGUUUAAUAUUUUUUUAAUUAAAGAAUCAGCUGUGGAUUGUUUGCCCAUCAAAGGGAUUAUGAUUUUCUCAGACAUGAGUACGGGGACCAACUCCCCCAAGGUGCAUCCGCCGAACGGGACGAGGUUCUACACGUUCCAGGAGUUUGCAGCACUAACCAAGGAGCUGAACGCCUGCAGGGAACAGCUGCUGGAGAAAGAGGAAGAGAUAUCUGAGCUCAAAGCCGAGAGGAACAACACCAGGUUACUGCUGGAACAUCUUGAGUGCCUGGUGUCCAGACACGAGCGGUCACUUCGUAUGACUGUGGUCAAGAGGCAGGCUCAGUCUCCUUCAGGGGUCUCCAGUGAGGUCGAAGUUCUUAAAGCACUCAAAUCCUUGUUUGAACACCAUAAAGCCCUAGAUGAGAAGGUAAGAGAAAGACUACGAGUGUCACUGGAGAGGGUGUCUGCCUUGGAGGAGGAGCUCACAGCAGCCAAUCAGGAGAUUGUGGCCUUACGGGAACAGAAUGCUCACAUCCAGAGAAAAGUGGCAUCAGGUGAGGGAGGAGAGGACAUUUUGGAGGGCAGUGAAGCUCAACAGAAGGUCCAUGGCAAGCGUCUGUCCAAUGGCUCUCUGGAGCCGGCCCAUGAGGCGAGUCAGGUGGUCGAGCUGCAGGACCUGCUGGAGAAGCAGAACUACGAGUUGGCCCAGAUGAAGGAGCGCAUGUCCUCCCUCUCCUCCCGGGUUUCCGAGGUGGAGCAGGAGCUCGAGACCGCCCGCAAGGACCUCAUCAAGUCAGAGGAGAUGAACAACAAGUACCAGAGGGACAUCAAAGAGGCCAUGUGUCAGAAAGAAGACAUGGAGGAACGGAUUGUCACCCUGGAGAAACGUUACCUGAGUGCCCAAAGAGAAGCCACCUCUGUGCAUGACAUCAAUGACAAACUGGAGAACGAGUUGGCCAAUAAGGAGGCAUUCCUCAGACAGAUGGAGGAGAAGAACAGACAACUACAGGAGAGGUUGGAGCUUGCAGAACAGAAACUCCAGCAGACCAUGAGGAAGGCUGAGACACUCCCGGAGGUGGAGGCUGAACUAGCCCAGAGGAUAGCAGCUCUCACCAAGGCGGAAGAGCGUCACGGGAGCAUUGAGGAGCGAAUGAGGCACUUGGAAUGCCAGCUGGAGGAGAAGAACCAGGAGCUGCUGAGGGCUCGGCAGAGGGAAAAGAUGAAUGAAGAGCACAAUAAGCGACUCUCAGACACAGUGGACAGACUCCUCACUGAGUCCAACGAGCGACUUCAGCUCCACCUGAAGGAGAGAAUGGCAGCUCUAGAAGAGAAGAAUAUGCUAAUCCAAGACUCGGAAACUUACAGAAAACAGUACGAGGAGUCAAUCCAAGAAAAAUCGCAGCUGGCAGAGGAUAUUGAGAAACUGAGAUCGGAGCUCGACCAAUUCAGAUUGAGGGCAGGCUCCCUCACAGAACCCACGCUGUCACGAUCCCAUCUGGACACAUCAGCCGAGCUUCGAUUCUCUUUGGGAUCUCUGGCUGAAACCCAGUCGGACCACUACCGCUCAGCAAAGGUCAUCCAUCGACAAAGGAGAGGUCGAAUAGGUCUGCGAGAAACCAAGGCAAAGUCACUGGGGGAGCCUGAAUGGCGCUCACAGCAGUUGGGGGUCCUGGGAGGCCACCACUUUGAGAGCGACACGGAAAUGUCUGACAUUGACGACGACGAUAGGGAGACGUUGUUCAGCUCCAUGGACCUGCUGUCUCCCAGUGGUCACUCCGAUGCACAAACUCUGGCCAUGAUGCUUCAGGAGCAGCUGGACGCAAUCAACAAGGAGAUCCGGCUAAUCCAGGAAGAGAAGGAGUCAACAGAGCUGCGGGCAGAGGAGAUUGAGAACCGAGUGGCCAGCGUUAGCCUCGAGGGUCUAAACCUGGCUCGAAUGCACCACCAUGGAGCCUCCAUUACUGCCUCAGCAACUGCCUCCUCGCUUGCCUCCUCUUCCCCACCCAGCGGACACUCCACACCUAAGCUUGAUCCUCGAAGCCCUGCCCGGGACAUGGAGCGCAUGGGGGUCAUGACACUGCCCAGUGAUUUGAGGAAACACAGGAGAAAGAUAGCAGCGGUGGAUGAGGAUGGCCGCGAGGACAAGGCCACCAUUAAGUGUGAGACAUCCCCCCCUCCGACGCCACGCACUGUCCGAAUGACACACACACUGCCAGCCUCCUCGCACAACGAUGCACGAGGGAUUGUGGCUUCUUUAGAGGCUGAAGCCAGUGCCCUAAGUAGUGUAGCCAGCAGCCAGGACUCCCUCCACAAGCAGCCAAAGAAGAAGGGCAUUAAAUCCUCCAUCGGACGAUUAUUUGGCAAGAAGGAAAAAGGCCGACUGGCACACCUAGCACACAGACAGGUCAUGGUAGAUCCACAAGCAACAAUGAUGGAUUCAGACAUGGCGGGCCAGGACAUGGGGGUGAGCAAGUUGGGCACUCAGGCUGAGAAGGACCGCAGAUUGAAAAAGAAACACGAGCUGCUGGAGGAGGCUAGGAGAAAGGGUUUACCUUUUGCCCAGUGGGACGGUCCUACUGUUGUUGCGUGGCUGGAGUUGUGGUUGGGGAUGCCGGCCUGGUACGUGGCAGCAUGUCGUGCCAACGUGAAGAGCGGCGCCAUCAUGUCGGCCCUAUCUGACACCGAAAUCCAGAGGGAGAUCGGAAUCAGUAACCCUCUACACCGCCUCAAACUUCGCUUGGCAAUCCAGGAAAUGGUCUCCCUCACCAGCCCCUCAGCCCCGCCCACCUCCAGAACCCCAUCAGGCAAUGUAUGGGUGACCCAUGAGGAGAUGGAGACCCUGGCAGCCCCUUCCAAAACGAAGUCAGAGUCUGAAGAGGGCAGCUGGGCACAGACUCUUGCCUAUGGUGACAUGAACCAUGAGUGGAUAGGGAACGAGUGGCUGCCCAGUCUAGGACUACCUCAGUACCGCAGCUACUUCAUGGAGUGCCUCGUGGAUGCCCGUAUGCUGGACCACCUCACCAAGAAGGACUUGAGGGUGCACCUUAAAAUGGUGGACAGCUUCCACAGAACAAGUUUACAGUACGGGAUCAUGUGUCUGAAGAAGCUCAACUAUGACAGGAAGGAGCUGGAGAGACGCAGGGAGCAAAGCCAGCAUGAAAUGAGAGACGUCCUGGUGUGGAGUAAUGAGCGGGUCAUCCGCUGGGUGCAAAGCAUAGGCCUGAGGGACUACGCCAACAUCCUGCUGGAGAGCGGUGUGCAUGGAGCUCUGGUUGCCCUGGAUGACAACUUUGACUACAGCAGCCUGGCACUGCUCCUCCAGAUCCCCACACAAAACACUCAGGCACGUCAGAUUCUGGAGCGAGAGUACAAUAAUCUGCUGGCGUUAGGCACUGACAGAAGACUGGAUGAGUGCGAUGACAAAGACUUCCGAGGCCCAUCGUGGCGGAGGCAGUUCCCUCCCCGGGACAUCCACGGUAUCAGUAUGAUGCCUGGAUCAGCAGAAACGCUCCCUGCUGGAUUCCGUCUCACCGCAACAUCCGGUCACUCCAGAAGACUGCCCCCCGAGGGUAAGUGCACUUCAAUUCUCACACAUGACACUUUCGCAUUUCUCAAGCCUGGCUUUCAAACAAAACAUAGGUUAUGUCUGCCUGUUGAACAGGGAGAUGAAAGCAUCUCACCUGGGAGCAGGAGUUCCUGCCCCUGCUGUGUGUGAGGAGCAUUCUGACUGUGUCUCUUGUUCUCUCUGACUCUGUGACGGCUGCUCUGCAGUCCUCUAUGAGGCGCUGGAUGACAGUCCUGACGACAUGUAUUUGGAUUGGUUUCAAGGUCAGCCCAUCUGAAGGUCCUGGGCUUGUUGGCCCUGCGUGUGUUAAUAUUAUUAUUUGUAGUAUUAGUCUACAUAUAUUCCCUCCUCUUUACAUGGUCUCUGCCAACCACUGUCCUGCUGUAUCUCUCCUUUUCUUCGUGGUCUCUCACCCUCGCCUCUCUUUUCUCUUUCUAUAAUUAGCUCUCUUUAAUAUCCAACUCCAAGGGUAUUGUUUUGCAGAGCUGCAAAAUAGAUGUCCUUUCACCCUGGUAGUUAAAAACAAACUAGGGGUCAAGUUAUGGAUUAGGACCCAUGCUUGUUGGUUUAACCCUUGAAGUAAUGAAGCAGCAAAACAAAAAGUGGCUGAGCGCUGCUAUGUAAGUUGGCCUGAAUCAGGAGGUUUACAUAGGUGAACAGUACAAGUUGAAUGUUUUACAAACUAAAACUGACAGUUUGUGCGAUUCCUCAACCCUUUACUGUUAAAAGAGGACUCUGGCUAAAACAGUCUUAAUAAUAAAGGGCAAUGCUGGUUUGUGAAAUUUGGGUAAUCACUGUAGUUUUGUGUUAGUUUUUUUUUUGUUUUGUUUUUUUUAAAUGGUAAUAUUGUUCUUGCUAAAGAAAUUGCUGAGAUUUGGGAGCAUUAGACUACUCUUCUUGCACUACACAGAAAGUUGAACCUCAAUAUAAAUAAUGGAAGUCUGCCAAUUUGAUGACAAACCCUGUAUUUAAGAGAGUGAGAUCUGAAAGCAUAAACUGGGACACAAGUUAAACCUUAAACCACAGAGAUUGACGUAGAUGCUAAAAAAGGACAGAGCUGAACAGAAAGCCCUUCCACAGUUUAGCACAGUUCAGACACUGAGCACGGGUGCUGCUUUGCACAGUGGAUUAUCCCCAAAAAACCUACAACAAAGUUUAAAAGCACUGCAUAAUUCUGCAUUGAUGGUGCAUAGCCAGACAGCUAUAACAUGACUGCAUGUUGUAGCUGUCUGUCACCAGGAGACAGUGUCACAAAUGACUAAUAUAGUCUAAUUUUGUUCAUGCUGGUUAAAGUAAACUCUCUACUGUAAAACUACUUAUUAAACUACCUAAUGAAUGAGUAAUUGUUUGUUUUAUCUUGAAAGGUUUUGGGCUGUUAGGGGAUCAGUUUAAAACCUGUGUGAUCACCACACUGCUCUGAACUACCCUUUGUUGCCGCAUUUCCAUAUCUCAGCAAUUAAAACAACAGUCAGUUGUCACUUUCAGCUAUACGUGACAGCCUUUAUUAGGAAAAUGAGUUCAACUUUUGAGUAUUUUGAGCUCUUGUAAAUAUUAACUAUUCGGCUAUACUUUACCAUUAUGGAUGGGCAGAAAUUUGUACAAGUCAAGGAAAGUUUUGGUAUUUCAGGUCCUACUAAAAAUGAGUAAACUCAAUCUGCUCAUUAAGACUGUACUAUAUAUCCUAUAUGCACACUAUAUAACUCAAGAUCACAAUAAACCUGAAUUAUCCUUUAAAGGAAAUCAUUAUCAAUUAUGCCAUGCAGCUAUACUUGAUGGGAACUCAUCAAAAUAUACUGAUUUUUGGCCAGCGUUCUCUUCUAACAAGGUGUUCCCAAUAACACAGACACAGCCUUCGUGUGUUCCUCUGUCUCUACUCACUCUGUCCCCUGCUCACUGAUAUCUAGUCGCUGGUGAUGUCCACUCAAAACAGGAACUUCCUUUGAGUGAUCCAUGACUACUUCUAUGACGGUGUCACUACAAGUAACUGCCAUUGUGUGGAAAAAGGAAGACAAUGCUCCUGCAAUAGAGGAGACUAUAUAGUUUCAGGCCCACAGUGACCACUACCAUGAUCAAAGUUUUUUGACUCUUCCACCUACUGAACUGGAUGACCUCAAAAGAGCAACCAAUGACUUUGCAUUUUCAUACAAUACUUUGUCUUGCAGUUCUUGCAUGUUAUGCAGCUUUGCACAAUUACCUCAUUGUCAGGUAGAAGUAAAGAUAGAAUCAGAUGCUAUGGCUAGAUCUCGCCCACAUAUGUGAAGGGAUGCAGAGACAAAACAACAUGGUAAAAUAGAAGUGAAGAAUACAACAUGUACGGUACUUUUUUGAAGUUUCUCACGUGACUCCAAAAGCUGUCCACCACUUUGGAUGUGAUACAACCUUAGCUGGGUUCCUGGUUAGUUACUGGGUGAAAUCAGCUGCAAAGAAGUUGCUGCACCAAAAACUUCCUAGUGAUUGUUUUUGGUGGUGAGGGCUGCCUGUAGUUUUCAUUGGUUUUCUGCAAAUAGUCGCUAAGAAUAAUCACAGUAGUGGUAAAACUAAAAAAAAAAAAAGUGCGUCACAAACCAUUUUUCCCUCACAACCGGUGUGACUUACACCCGUGUGACUGGGCCCUUACUCACUCGAUCCUACAUUGUCAUCAAAAUUGCGGCAUGUCUAAAAUGCUGGACAGGUUAACUUCACGUGGUUAUUGGUCACAUAUCUGCAAAACCCUAAUACAAAUGGACAACAUAAAUGGUUCACAGCCCCCUGGUGGCCAUUAGAUAAAGUGCAGGUUUAAGUCACUUCUAUGUUGAACACAGUCUGUGUGUAUUCCCUAAACUUUAAUCAUGAAGAUUUACAGUCAUAUGAAAGUACACUCUCUUUCAGUCAUAGGAUUUUAUGUCUCUGCGUCCUCAGUUUGACUUUUAGUUAAAGUAUUGAGAGGGUUUAACGUGUCAUUUGUUUUUAAGUUUUGUGGGGGGGUUCAAAUUGUGUCCUGAAAUGUGAACUUUAGAUUUUGAUUACACAACUAUAAACUUAACUAAAACUGCAAAAUCUUUGCUUUAAUAUUAGAUUUAAUAAAGCUGAUAGAUUAAGGAAUUUGGAAAGAAAGGGACCGAACUUCUUUAAAGACACUUCACAUCUCAUCCAAGAGGCUUCUUCAGAUCUCAAAUUAAAUGUGGACACUCUAAAUACCUGAUAGACACUGAUUGUAUCAACAUUCCUUUGUCAUAUUUGGAUGAAAUACAGACAAAAAAAGUGUUACUUUCAGUGCUCACAGUGCAUUCUAGAAAUCUUGUCCUUGGUAAUUGUUUGGUAGGUAGUUCUUAGGUAAAAAAAAACAGUUCCCCCUCACUGCAGCCUCCUCUAUUGCAGGAACAUGCAACUCAGAAAAAUGUUUCUUGUCCCUGUUGAGAAUCUCUAACCUUGUGGUUUGGGGUGGUAACGAAGUAGAAUAAUGUUUCCUUUCCCUCUGGAUCCAUCUUGCACAGUAGGAAUCUAAAUAUUCCUACUUCAUGAUAAUUCCCCCCUCACUGUC
This is a messenger RNA of Oreochromis aureus, 7426 nucleotides long. RefSeq names its product PTPRF interacting protein alpha 2 (gene ppfia2). Bases 421 to 4056 code for a protein of 1211 amino acids. Gene Ontology annotation, cellular component: presynaptic active zone. The record is from RefSeq and is a predicted model, not a curated record. NCBI's taxonomy places the organism in Eukaryota, Metazoa, Chordata, Actinopteri, Cichliformes, Cichlidae. The transcript has 28 exons. Gene Ontology annotation, molecular function: protein binding. Gene Ontology annotation, biological process: synapse organization.